ACCGUGUCGUCUUGCAUGAAGAGUUCCGGUCGCUCCAUCAAGAGGUUAUCCCGUAUCCAGAGCAGCAGUCGCCUCAAGGUCCCUGCGGCAGAACGCUAGUGAGACCGUUCGAAACAUGAACCAAGAUCGAACCACGUGUUCGCCGCGUAUACUCACAGUCUUCCCCGGGUUCUCGCAGCCACCCGGGAUGUCGGGGACCACGCACGCCGAGAACGACGUGGAGACAAAGACGAUGGAGGACCCACCGAACGACUCGUGCAAGAGCGAGGCGAAACUGAUGAACCAGACAGACGCGGCGUUGCUGGACGAUGAGGAGAUGCCGACGUACAUUAGCAUGUCCAGCACGUCGAGGCCCGAUGAUUCAGACGUCACCAGUGCCAAGCGGCCGGAGGACCUGUCCCAGGAAGUAGACGAAGACCGUAGCCGGAGUCCCAGCGAUGAUCAGGGAGCAAGCAGUGUGUACGUCCUGUCAUCCGGUGAAGAUACUGAUCAACAUCCGUACGAGGACGACGAGGAUGAAUACGGGGACAGCGAUGAUAUGGAAAACUUGGAGCUUGACAACGAGUUCGACCCGGAGCAUCCAAACAACAUGAAGCAUCUGAUGGACGAGGACGACGACGACGAGGACGACGAGGAUGAGGAGGAGGAGGAGGAGGAGGAGGCUCCUAGACAGAUGCACGACGUUGAUGAUGACGAUAUUGAUAAUGAUGACAAUAAGGUGGACUACGUGGACAUAAGGUCGGACGACUACAUCUUGAACAGAAGAUUGAAGAACCACGACAAAAGCAAGAGCCUUUCGCUUCAAGAUCUAAAUGAGUACACCGUUGUUAAUUACAAUGCCGCAGUGCAAUAUUCCAAACGCAGGCGCUCGCACAUCUUAAGGCGGAAUUACAUGAACAUUCCACAAAAUGCUGUGAUGUACUCCGUUUUAAAUAAGAAGCCACCGCCAAAGUAUCAUCACGUGCAGAGCAAAGUCAAGCUUUACAUCAAAAGUAUCAAAGAGCAAAAUCGACGCUCGAUGGAGAGGAACAUGAAACACCAGGAAAAUGGACUCCACGAUAACAUGGAUAACGUGGGUAGGAGUAAUUCCGAUCACAAGAACAGCGAGACCAAGGGGGCGAAACCUGCAAUGGCGAACAAGACGAUAAAGGAUUAUGCGGAGAGGACCAUCAAGGAGUUGGAAAUCGCGGAGGCGUGCGACAAGGACAGAGCAACUUACAACGUCGCGCCGAUAAUGCUGAACGGUCAAGACAGUAAGAAUGUUUUGGAAUCGAUACACGAGGAAGCUACCCAGCACGAGAUACGGAUAAGCGUGCCCUUCGCACCUGCGCAGAACAAGGACACGGCGAACGUUGCCGACAGUAUGAAAACCGACCGCGCUAUUGGACAAGGGCGCGCUCAAGCCGAGAUGUACGCUGCGGAGCCGAUGGACGUGUCCGACGCGGAUAAUAACGACACUUGCACCCUAAGGAUCGAAAAUAUCAAGAGCAUCGGCACGAUGGACGACGAAACGAAAAGCAACGAGCACGCGGUGUCCGAUAGGGCGACCGAGGAGUUUAACAAGACGAGCUGCGACGCGUUCGAAGUCGCCGCACUGAGGGAGCAACUGAGUAAGAAGACCGUACAGUACAACGAUUUGCUCGAUGCGUAUCAGAAACAACUCACGGAGAACUUCAGGAUGAAGGAGGAGCUGGACGAGCUGAGGAAAUCUCUGGCCAAGUACGAGCCGCGGGAGCAGAAAGUCGCGGCGAUUCAGACGGACGUCGUCGAGCCCGCGCCUGACGAACGCAACGAUCAGGAGGCCAAGCCCGACACGGACGCGAAGCAGUCCAACAAGAUAUUAGGUAACAGUGUCGCGUCGACGUUGAGCUCCAUAGGAGAAUGGAGCGACAGCGCCUGCAAUCUAUCGAUCUCGAUGAAGCCACCUGAAGCAGUGAAAACGCUGCACUCCGACGACAGUAUGCUGCUGACCGAUGGUACGCCAGGGAAGACGGCGCGUCCGCUGUCCCGCGCGUUUCUCACCUCCUCCCGAAUCUUGCAAACCCUCGCGAGCAUCACGCAAGGGAAAGCGAAGCCGGAGAGUCCGCUCGUGCAAAGUUCGAAGAAGCGAUUAAACGAGGAGAACGCGUCGACGGAAAUCGACGACGGCAGCUACUACCAGAGUCAGCCCUCCAGCUCGAAGAAGAGGAAGAUCGCGGACAUCCUUGGCCCAUCCAGUUUUCUACAGUCGCUCAAGGCUUCUCAAGUUACUGCCGGGUCACUGCAAUCGAGGCUGAACGAGUCGUCCAACGUGGAAUCCAAGUUCAAGUUUGAUUCCGUAAAUGAUUCUGUAAGUGGAAAGGUCGAGUCACAGGAAGAUGGCGUCAAGGCGGGCCACUCGGAAACGGCGGAAAAUAAAACGGAGAACGCCGAUGACGCGGAGGAUAACAUGAAGUGCUUUGUCUACCACGAGGACGAGAACAGUAAGAACCGUAGUUUCCUGAUACUGGCGGAAGAGACUGAGAAGGAUAAAACUGUUAGUGGAAAGGGACGCAUUCGUGAGUGUGGUCCGUACUUACUUGGCAACGUCGAAGUGAGAAUGUCGGAAAUAAAUGGGACUAUCAACAUUUGGGGUAAAGAGAUCAGCCAAGAGUCGACAGCUGAGACCGAGAACGAGAUGGACACGUCGAAAACGAAAACUGAUAAAAAACACCAUAGCUGGCAGAAGAGCACACCGCACACUAGAUUUAAUGGCAGUAAUUUAGUGUGUUCGACGGGCAAAAAGCUGAAAACCCCAUCGAGAUUCGAGCUGUCCUCGGUUGCAUCCAACCUUUCGUGUCCACGUACGUCUUCGUCCAGCAAUAUCGCGAGACCGUCUUGUUCGACGGACAGAACACCCAUGGAAGAUUUGUUGUACGGUUCAAGAGCGUGCGUUUCCUCCUGCGAAGCCUGUGAUUCCACGAGACAUUCUAAAGAAUGGUUGAAGCACAGACGGGUACAGGAAAAAUUACAUUCCUGCUGCACUCGUAACGUGGACGUGGAGCAGAAGUGUAAUUGCUUCCUGCACAAGGAAAAACAAAAGUUCGAAGAUAAUUGUAACUGUAAUAGCAAAGAGAGAUCGAGCACGAAGAAGCAUCGUAGUUUUUCGAGACAUUUCGAGUGCAACAGGCAUUUGCACGAGAGCGUCGCGAAUCCUGCCGCGGAGGACAGUGAGCCCGCGUGCAGAUGUCACACGACGUGUCACUCGCCGCAUGAUCCAGGAGAAGGUUGUCAGGACAGUCACAGGUGUAAGAGAGAGGAUUACACGUGCGAGCCACUAGCAAGUACAGAUCGGGAAGUCGCCGAAUCGUGCAGUCACCAUUCUUCAAACGUACACGAGGAGGAGCCGUUAAUAACGCAAAAACACUAUAGCGAGACACCAGAGGCGAGGCGACGAAGAUUAAGUGGCAGGAGAGUGCGAGGAAUCUUAAUGGACUUCCUGCGGGGAUGCGGAGAUUGCUAUAGUCCUAACGCAUCUAGUAAUAGCAAAGGCUGUGUACACAAGAAGAACUCCUGUUUAACGACCUGUGGCCCACAAAUCAAAAUUACGCCAUGCGCAUCUCCGGAACCAACAUGUUCGAAUCCAGGACAGUCCGUUGGCAGAUGCUGCCAUGCUUACGCGCAGCGCAUUGAAUCUCAGCUAGAGGAGUUUCGAGUGGAAAUGGAGAGAGUGCGGUCACGUUCAGACGCUAUCCUCAAUAUGCUCAAUAUGCUUCACUCGGUGGACAUGAACUAACGGAAUCCAUGUAAAUGUCAACUAUUCCUUCAUCACGUGUACAUAUAUAUUAUAUUUCUAUCGUCUUAGUUUUUUGUUUAGACUUCUUCGCUACUAUUAUAUUCUUAUGUUCUCCUACUUUAUAAUAAAUAACAGACUAUAUAUACACACACGUAUAUAGUCGAUUUGUUAAAUAAAAUAUAUAGGCGUAACGAAGAGAAAAAGUAUGUUCCGAUAUGACGACAGAUAUGCAUAUCCGACAACUAAUUCUUAUUAAAGUUUUUGUUGCAAAUUCUCGCGCUACGUACAUUUAUGGUAUCUUUUAUGAUUUUUCAGAUUGUCCACAAAUUAAAUAACCGUAGUAGUAAAUUAAGUAUCGCCAUGUAGUUAUACGUAAAUUUUAUAUUUUACGUACCAUUUAUGGUUUGUUGUAAGUGGAUGUAACGAUUACUUUUAUCGAUCAGUUUUGUCGGUUGUACCAUUUGCAGUGUAAAUGCAAAGUGCUGAUCAAGUAA
This is a messenger RNA of Ooceraea biroi (clonal raider ant), 4248 nucleotides long. RefSeq lists its product as uncharacterized. The record is from RefSeq and is a predicted model, not a curated record. Lineage: Eukaryota; Metazoa; Arthropoda; Insecta; Hymenoptera; Formicidae.